AUUAUUCCUCUGGGGAACAAUAGACUACUGUGUCCGUCAGUAAGAUGAGUGCAUCCUCCACUUUGUCCAACAGCAGACACGUUUUCCCUCCUUGCUCCGCCGUCCGGUCUGUUCCGGUCUGUAGGACUACUGACUGAUUUUGGAUCAGUGAUUCUCUCCGGUGUUCCUUCUCACCUCAGCCCUCAGCCCCGCCCCGCUCACUCCCAGCGGGCAUCACAGCGACCUGUCGCCGCGGAAAGGAGACGAUGGCGGCGGCUGCGGACCGAGGAGGAGUCCGGGGGAGCGCUCUUCCACCGGACCCGGACCCCAACGCCGGGUCCGGUGCGGGCGCAGACCCCGACGGCCGCGCUCCGGUGCCGAUGAAUCUGUUUGCGACCUGGGAGAUCGACCGGUCCUCUCCGAGCUGCAUCCCCAGGUUGUGUAGUCUGACUCUGAAGAGGUUGAUGGUUCUGAAGGAGCUGGACAGAGAGCUAAGCUCCGUCGUCAUCGCCGUUAAGAUCCAGGGUUCGAAGCGGACUUUGAGAUCCAACGAGUACCUUCUUCCUCCGGAUGGACUGAUGGAAACAGACCUGGAGCUCACCUUCUCACUGCAGUAUCCUCACUUCCUGAAGCGAGAUGUGAACCGUCUGCAUGUGAUGCUGCAGAGGAGGAAGAGGUACAAGAACCGAACCAUCCUGGGCUACAAGACCCUCGCAGUGGGAGUCAUCAACAUGGCCGAGGUGAUGCAGUAUCCGACAGACCGAGCCCACGUCCUCGGUCUCCAUAGCAACCUGAAGGAUGCUUCGAUGCGUGCGGCGGAGCUGAGCGUCCAUUCCCUCUCCAGCCAGCCAAUCGAACAGGAGGACGCAGGCGGUCACCACGGCAACAAGACCAAGUCCUCAGAUCGCUCUCCCGACAUGGAGAACUACUGGGAGGACGAUGACGACAGCUUCUCCUCUGAACAGGAAGGAAGUGAUGACGCAGUCCCACCUCAGGACUUGGAUGAUGAUGAUGAUGAUGACGUCAAGGGAAAGACGAAGAAGUCUCGCAGGAAAAUGAUCCGAACAGCUUCCCUGACGCAGCAACCGAACUUCAAACAGAAGUUUGUGGCUCUGCUGAAAAGAUUCAAAGUUACUGAUGAGGUUCUGGACUCAGAUCCAGUGGGUCAGAGUCAGGAGGCUGAGGAGGACCUGGACCUCCUGUAUGACAGUCUGGAGGUUUACAACCCGAGUGACAGCGGCCCGGAGCUGGACGACAACGACAGCAUCAUCAGCACACCAAAACCCAAACUCAAGCCUUUCUUCGAGGGGAUUUCUCAGUCGAGCUCUCAGACUGAGAUCGGGAGUACGAACAGUCAGAGGGGCCAACAGAAAGAACAGACUGCAGCAGCAGCAGAGCGGCAGUCUCCAGAGCGUCCUGCAGCUCAGGGGCCUCGAGGCCCCGAGGAGUCCAGAGGAGAGGAGGCCGUCCCCGGGGAAGUCGAGGACGUUGCUGUGGGAACAGAUGCAGGCCCGGCCGCCAAACUCUGUAAAACUGAGUCCCAAACACACAUGUCACCGAGUAAGACAGGAAGUCAGCUGUCUCGCCAUCCUUGGAGCGUCUCCAUGAAGGACAGGCAGAACUCUAGAGGGACAGACAGAACCAGCAGCGUGGACAGUGAGACGUCGGUGGACUGCAGGAUGCCUCCUCCCCAGGUUGCUAGGAAGUCGGUCCUGGAUCAGCUGAACCACAUCCUGUUCUCUGAUGACCAGAUUCCCGAUUCCAUCAUCCUGAUCAACACAACAGACUGGCAGGGACAGUAUCUGUCGGAGCUCCUCUUCGAUCAGCCAAUCGUCUGCACCGUCUCAGCAGCUGACGUUCAGGCCGCCUUCAGCGCCAUCAUCAGCCGCAUCCAGAGAUUCUGUAACUGUAACUCCCAGACGCCGCCCCCCAUGAAAGUGGCGGUGGGUGGAGAUCAGAGCUACCUCAGCACUGCCCUCUGCUGCUUUGUAGAGCAGCUGGCCAGCAAGACGCCUGAUUGGCUGAACUAUGUCCGCUUCCUCAUCCUGCCCGUUGGAGCCCACCCGCUGGCCAAGUACCUGGCUGCUCUGGACAGUAAAUUCAACAGCCUGUUCAUGGACGCCGGCUGGAGGGAGCUGUUUGGACGUCUGGAGCCUCCUCCUCUCGAUCCUGUCGGUGUAGCAGGUCGAGUGUCUCAGUACCUGAGCGGAGCUGCUGUUUCUCACCUGUGUCCCAUCUCAGAGGCCAUGCUGACCUGCAAACACAAGAGCCCCGACGACGACUCCUGUCAGAAGUUCGUUCCUUUUAUCGGGCUGGUGAAGGUCGGCAUCGUGGAGCAGAACUUCCGGUCCACCUCAGUUGACUCUGAUGACAUCAUACUGGGAUCUCCUCCCUCUCAGCCAGGAGCACCAAUCAGCAUCACCUCCACCCCUCCCCCCUCCCCCUCCACCAGCUGUCCGGGGGAAGUGAUGGGUCUGCAGGUGGACUACUGGAGCAGUCAGGGAGGAGGAGGAGAGCGGAGGAAGGAGGUGGGGGUGAAGAACACACUGAAGAGCAACUUCCGCUGUCUGCAGGUGUCGAGGAUCAGUGGAGGAGAGCUGAUGAGCAUGACGGUGGUGACCAAAGAGAAGAACAAGAAAGUCAUGUUCCUCAGUAAGAAAACGAAGGAGAAGGAGGCGGAGUCGAGGAGUCAGCUGAUCGAAGGAAUCAGCAGACUGAUCUGUACCUCCAAACACCAACACACACUGAGAGUCUCUAUAGAUGGAGUGGAGUGGAACGAUGUCAAGUUUUUCCAGCUAGCUGCUCAGUGGCCGACCCAUGUUAAAUACUUUCCCGUGGGAAUCUUCGGCUACAACAAACCCUGAACCUUCUCCUCCUCCUCACCUGUCUCACAUGACCUCCUGUGGGCAUGUCCUUGUGAGCAGAUGGUGAAGUGAUAGGCUGAACAGUUUUGUACCAGGAGCAGAAACCUUGUUUGCCUUUUAUUCACUCAUGUCAUGUUGGAAUAGAAAUAUUUGAACCAUAUAAGUUACUUUUUAAUUAUUUAUUUUAAUUCUGAUGUGGAUAUUUAUUACUUCCUGUAAAUGCUGUACACAGCCUAAAGUGUAUUUAUCUGAUGAUAAUUAUCAUCAUCAUAAUAAUAACACAUAAUAUUAAUGCAGUGUGUAAGUGGAUUAACUGUUAAUUAUUUUUUAGUUCUUCAAAGCUGGACAAAACAAACAGGUCCUCAAGCCCAAAUCUACAAAAGUUCAGCUUAUUCACAGUUAGUGGCCCUGGGGCCCUAGAGGUAAGAGCCUCUUUUUGACUGUUAUAAUAUAUAUCAAAUAUCUUGUUAGUCAACCAAAUGACCCCAAAGUGACGGUCAGUCUUACAGCCUGGGUGGUUGGCUUGUACAUUUACUUACACCCUGACCUCCACCACGUAUUCACUCCAUUCCACUCACUGUUUAAAGAAGCGGUUCAAGGGUUAGGGAUGUCAGGGUAAUUGAUACUUCGGUACCAAGUCGACCAAAAUUCAGAUAACAUGUCAAUGCUCGAUUUUGCUACGUACCGAAAAUCUGGAGGGAUUAUUGGGUCAGAAUUAAAACAAAAACUAAAAGUCUAAAUCAAAAAUGCAUUUAUUUAGAUUUGGGCAUUUAGGAUUGAGGAGUGUAUGCAGAUAAGGGGGCGUGGCCCAAAGACUGGAGGCUGGGUUUGAAAUGGCUGGUCUGCAGAGGCACCUUAUGGUCAGCAGGGGGAGUUCUGAGUGCUAAAGAGCACACUGCAAUGAAACCAAACAGAGAGAGUGAGCGGGGCUGGAGGGAGGACUAUACUUUAUAAUGUGAUAACUUCAACUUGAUGAAAGCGUUGUAACAUUUCUAUGGCCUCACACACAAAGUCACCAAUGUUAAUUUUGUCAGCCAUUUUUAAAUUUAGUCCUGUGUUAAAUGUCCUUGUUAGUUUUUUUCAUAUUUAGUCUAAUGUAUAUUAUUUUUUUAAUCAAGUUUUAGUUGACUAAAAGUCUGGCUAUUUUAAUCUGAUUGUUAUUUUCUUACUCAUUCUUAUAAUUUUAAUUAGAAUUUUGGUCAAUCGGCUCUAACGAAAACCGAGAUAUUUAUAAUUUGAGUCUUUAUUUCACUCAUCUCACAUAUUGAUAAAUUAUUUUAUAAAAUUUGAAUGCUAGCUUUGUUCAAAUUUUUAUUGCAAAGGAGACGUUAACUUGCCUCAAUUCCCGGGUGGUUAGCCUUGAUUCCUGCUUCAAGUUCGUAGUUUUUUCUCCCAGAAACCUUAUAACCACAUUGCACGCUGUCCGAUAUAAUUAAGCACUCGCAUCCUCCACAGUAACAUUUUGCUCGCGCACCAGCCAUCGCCCCGGGCGCCCACCAUUCAAAGCACAGGAAGAAAAAAAGCUGAAUGAACACUGUUCAAGUGAAAAUUUAGAGGGAGAAAAUAUGGCCUGGUAAUAUUUUGUCUCCUCAUACUGACAAAAAGAGUGAUUUUAUUAACUAAUUUUUACUAACUAAUUUAUUUAUUUAUUAUUUAAUGAAUUACAUUUAAAUGUCAUAAUUUUUCACUUUACUUAAUUAUGAAACCUGGUGAGCAUUAUUGUGAGUCAAAAAGCAUCUAGCAUCUGUCCUGCACUGUUAGUACUUAUGUAAAGUAAAAUACAAGUGCAAUUGAGUCACUCAGAAAAACAUCCCAGGACCUCCCAGAUUUUCCUCAAGACCAUUCUGAGCCUGUGCAGGGUUUGAGGACUGAUUAUAGUAAAUGCACAAAUUGAAAAUGCACAUUGCAAGGUUGUAAUUUAAACCGUUUUCUCCUUUAUGAAUAUAUUGACAUCAAACCACCACUCAUCUGUCCUGGACAUCCUCUCACAGCUUUCACAGAUGUUAGUCGUUCUUUGUAAUGUUCAGAUGUUUUAAUUAACCCAUUGAUGCCUGAAUUUAUUUACAAAAAAAAAAUAAAUUAGGUAUGAUGCAAAUUAACGACAACAGGCAUAAACGAGAAACCAGUGCAUGCAAAAGGUUCCCAGGUACCUAUUGAAUAUGCACAAACAGGCAUUUGGGGAAUACAUAUGCUAUCUCAGCUGCAGUCUGAAAGGCAGAGGUGUGAUGCAAAUUUGCAACAAUCACUGUUGAGGGGUUAAAGGAGUGUAUGAUGAAGUACAUGAUGGGAUUUAUUUUUUUGUUUCUGUUUUUUUACCGUGGUAUCAAAUUGCUAUAAAGUAUUGUGGAAUUUCAUUGGUAUUGAUUACUAAAUUUCAGGCAUCGUGACAUGAAGGACCCAUAAGGCCACGGACCCCCACCAUCAUACAUUCUGUCAUUGUGUUACUUAUGGAUCGUAGUAUUGGGAAAGUAACUGACUAUUUCUUUUGCUGAGGACCCCCUGGAGCCCCCUCAAGGAACCCCGGGGGUCUGACUUUGCGAACCAGUGGUUUAAAUUGUAGCUGUUCCUCAUUCAUACCAAUUUGCUGCUAAUUUAUUUUCCUUUUCCAUAUUCAUUUUGGGUCAUUGUCCAGCGCUCCUCUGGGUUCAUUAGAGGAUCAUUCAGAUCACCUGUUGACUUUUCAACAAUGAUUACGAUCAGCAGUGUUUCCCCUCUUGGCCAAUCAGGGUGUGACAACGCCCAUUCCUGAAGGCAUAAGAGAGGGUGGGAAACGGCGCCUCCUGUUUCCCACCCUCUCAUGCCUUCAGGAAUGGGCUUUUUGAAGAGGCAUUUCUUCAUUAUUAAAGUAUUGCCACAAAAUUGCUGGAGCGACCUCACCUGGAUUGAUUUAAAAAAAACUCAAAGCUUAGCCUCUAAUUGGCCCUUAGAAUUUCACUAUUUUGUGUUUCAUGAAGUUUUCUUGUUUGUGUUUAAUAACCCAUCAUCACUGCUGCACACUGCAGAGCUUCAACCCUUUAAACAGGCAGUGAGCAGUUUUGUAAAAGAUGUAAAACCUGUAGGAUGUUUGAAACAAUAAACAAAACUGGACGUCU
This is a messenger RNA of Micropterus salmoides (largemouth bass), 5935 nucleotides long. Its product is annotated as phosphofurin acidic cluster sorting protein 1-like. The record is from RefSeq and is a predicted model, not a curated record. Gene Ontology annotation, molecular function: transmembrane transporter binding. The coding region runs from base 246 to 2843 and encodes 865 amino acids. Lineage: Eukaryota; Metazoa; Chordata; Actinopteri; Centrarchiformes; Centrarchidae. Gene Ontology annotation, biological process: protein localization to plasma membrane. The transcript is spliced from 24 exons.